AUGCAGCCUAGCGGGGGAGGCCCUGGAGGGCCCUCCCGGCCACAGCAGCCUAACAAGGUCUUCGUAGGAGGCCUAUCAUGGGAGACGACUGAUGAAAAGCUCGCCCAGUACUUCAGCAACUACGGGGAGGUCACGGAGGCGUUUGUGAGCUUCGACCGCAACACUGGCCGGCCGCGCGGCUUUGGCUUUGUCUGCUUUGCCGACCCGGCGGUGGUGGACAAGGUGGUGGCGCAGGGCAAGCAUCACAUAGACCGGAGAGAGGUGGAGGCCAAAAAGGCGGUCCCCAAGGAGGAGACCCCCGCCCCCGCCGCGCCCCCCGGCGACGCGGCCGCGCAGAAGACCCGCAAGAUUUUUGUCGGCGGCCUCGCGCCCACCGUCGACGACGCGGCGCUGCGGCAGUACUUUGAGCGGUUUGGCGGCGUGGAGGACGCGGUGGUCAUGUAUGACCACGACAACAAGCGGCCCCGGGGGUUUGGAUUCAUCACAUUCACCGAGGAGGACGCCGUGGAUAAGGUGUUUGCGCAGGGCGCCAUGCAGAAUAUACACGAUAAGCAGAUCGAGAUCAAGCCGGCGGUUCCGCGCGACCAGAUGCCGCCGCAGGCGGGGCUCGGCGGGCGGUUCGGCGACGCGGGCGGCGGCGCGGGCAGUCCGUAUGGGAUGUACGGCCUCAGCCCAGGCGCCGGCGGCGCGCCCGGGGGCGGCUUUGGCGGCCAGGCUGCGGGCGGCGUCGGCGGCAUGGGCGCCGCAGCGCAGGCAGCGGCGGCCGCGCAGGCGGCGGCCGCGCAGGGCAAUCUGUACGCUCUCAACAACCUGCAGCAGCAGAUGGCGCAGCAGCAGCUGGGCGGCGCAGGCGGCUUCGGCGGCGGCGCGGGCGGCAUGAGCGAGAUGGCCAAGGCGCUCAGCAGAGACAUGGCGCAGCAGGCGGCCGCCGCGGCUGGCCUCGCCAGCAAUUCCGCCGCGGCCGCGUUUGGCGGGUUCGGCGGCGGACAGCAGGCGGACAGCAGCCCCUACGCCCAGCCCGACCCUGCGGGAGGCUUUCCUGGCGCGUCGUCCGCGGACGUGGCCGCGGCCGCCGCCGCCGCCGCUGCGGCGAGCUUCGCCGCGGCGAGCGCCGCGCAGGAGGGCGGCGCCGGGCUGCCUGGCGGCACCGGGCUGCCGGGUGGCGGCUCGCUGGGCGGCGCGCCCGAGUUUCACGGGGCGUUCGACAGCGGUGCCUUUGGCGGCGGCGGCGGCCCCACUUGGAGCAGCUGA
Molecule: messenger RNA, 1251 nt
Organism: Monoraphidium neglectum
Lineage: Eukaryota; Viridiplantae; Chlorophyta; Chlorophyceae; Sphaeropleales; Selenastraceae
Product: DAZ-associated protein 1
Exons: 5
Coding region: 1-1251 (416 amino acids)
Molecular function (GO): RNA binding
Source: RefSeq, a predicted model, not a curated record